UAUUUUUAAGCCGAAUAGUUGGAGCUGUCACUUCCUGCAGGUGAUGAUAUCUGCAGCCAUGAACAACCUGCACACCUGAAUCCAAUCUGUCCUCCUCCAUGACACACAAAACACCCAGGAGAGAGAAUUCCUCCUUGUUUUCUCCAAACACAUGUUUUAGAUAACAGCUACACAACCUCCUCGUACACAACAGCAGUCCCUCCCUCUCUCCUCAGAGUCCACGUCUCUCUCCCUGCAGAUCACUUCGCUCUCCAGUUUUUUAGACAGACACUAAAGAGGAAAACCUCCCGGGAGCGUGGGAGGAGACAGAGGGAGAUGCACAGGUGGAGCACAGAUUGCAAAGAGGCAGUUGUUUCAGAGUAAAAGCAGAAAGGGGGAGGGGGGGGAGGCCGAGGUGGAGCUUUGCUGGCUGCCCUGGGCUCGCAGCUAUUCACCGACAGGUUGGACUGGUUUCUCCUCCUCAAUACCUGAGUCUCUGGUGGCUCUCGCUCAUUUGAACCAGCUCACAGGGAGGAGGCAGUGAAGAGGGGAAGUGGCUGUGAAGGGUUCUCUGUGCAUUUCAACCAGUUUCACCAUGCCUGAGGAAGAAGAAUAUUUUGGAAAGAAUGGGGAGCCAAGAAAGUUUGACCCGACCUUCAAGGGCCCGAUCCACAACAGAGGCUGCACAGACAUCGUGUGCUGCGUCCUCUUCAGCAUCGCCAUCCUGGGUUAUGUCGCAGUGGGAAUACUCGCCUGGUCACAGGGGGACCCCAGGAAGGUGAUCUACCCCACAGACAGUCGGGGCCAGUUCUGUGGGCAGGCCGGCACCAAGCUCGAAAACAAGCGAGACUUGUUCUACUUCAACAUCAUGAAGUGUGCCAGCCCCAUGGUGCUGCUGGAGUUCCAGUGUCCCACCACACAGAUGUGUGUGGAGAAGUGUCCCGACAAGUUCAUGACCUUAGUCAAAGCCUACAGCAACAAAAAGGACUUUGAGUACUACAAGAAAUUCUGCCAGGACGGCGUGACAAACAGGAUGGGUAUUCCAGAAAUCCUCCGGUUAGACCUCUGUCCUGCCAUGCUGAUGCCGAGCAAGCCCUUCACACGCAGGUGUUUCCCAGCCUUGGGUCAGAAGGGCGGGGUGAUAACUGUGGGAAACAGCUCCCACUUCGAAGAUGGAAGUGGGAAAAUUCGAGAUGCCAAGGACCUGUUGGACGGAGUCAAGAACGCCACCGUGGUUAUUGAGGCUCGUCAGGUGGUCAUGAAGAUCUUUGAGGAUUACACACAGUCCUGGUACUGGAUUCUCAUAGGCUUGGUUAUUGCCAUGCUCCUCAGCCUGCUCUUCAUCAUCCUCCUGCGCUUCCUGGCCGGCAUCAUGGUCUGGGUCAUGAUUGUGUUGGUGAUACUGGUGAUAGGAUACGGUAUCUUCCACUGCUCCAUGGAGUACGUUGCCCUGAAGGGAGAGCCAGGCUCUAACGUGACCCUCCAGGAUCUGGGCUUCCAGACGGACUUCACCGUCUACCUGCAGAUCAGACAGACCUGGCUGGCCUUCAUCAUUAUCCUGGCCAUUGUGGAAGUCAUCAUCAUCCUGCUGCUCAUCUUCCUCAGGAAAAGGAUCCUCAUCGCCAUCGCUCUCAUCAAAGAAGCCAGCAGAGCCAUUGGUCACGUGAUGUGUUCCCUCUUCUACCCGCUCUUCACCUUCCUCCUCCUGGCCAUCGUCAUCGCCUACUGGGCCGUCACUGCUGUUUUCCUGUCUACCUCAAACGAACCCAUCUACAAAGUUUUCAACGAGACGGCGUGUGAACACACGAGGACAAUUUGUGAGCCGGCCAACUACUCGACCAGUUCGAUGAAAACCCAGUGUCCCGACUCCCAGUGCCUCUUUGCGUUUUACGGCGGGGAGACGAUUUACCACAAAUACCUGAUCGUCCUUCAGUUCUACAACGUCUUCCUCUUCUUCUGGUGCGCCAACUUCGUCAUCGGCCUGGGACAGAUGACGCUCGCCGGAGCCUUUUCCUCGUACUACUGGGCCUCGGUGAAGCCGGACGACAUGCCGGCCUUCCCAGUGUUCUCCUCCCUCGGGAGAUCUCUCAGGUAUCACACUGGAAGUCUGGCGUUCGGCUCUCUCAUUCUCUCCAUCAUUCAGAUCAUCCGGGUUUUCCUGGAGUAUCUGGACCACAAGCUCAAAGGAACCCACAAUAAGUUCACCAAGUUCCUGUUGUGCUGUCUGAAGUGCUGCUUCUGGUGUCUGGAGAAAUGCAUCAAGUUCCUCAACAGAAAUGCCUACAUCAUGGUGGCAAUUUACGGCAAAAACUUCUGUGCCUCAGCCAAAGAUGCCUUCUUCCUCCUCAUGAGGAACAUGAUCAGAGUGGCUGUCUUGGAUAAAGUGACAGAUUUCCUCCUGUUUUUGGGCAAACUGCUCAUCGUUGGACUCGUGGGGGUCUUUGCCUUCUUCUUCUUCUCUGGGAGAGUGGCGGCCUUUGAGAACACAGCACCCAAUCUCCACUAUUACUGGGUGCCCAUCCUGACUGUGGUGGUCGGCUCGUACCUCAUCGCCAACGGCUUCUUCAGCGUGUACGCCAUGUGUGUGGACACUCUGUUCCUCUGUUUCUGCGAAGACCUGGAGCGCAAUGACGGGUCAGCCGCGAGGCCUUAUUACAUGUCGUCAACCCUUCACGAGAUUCUGUGGAAGAACAAGGCCGAGGAUCCGCCCUCGUCUUCGUCUCUGCAACGAGACGAAGAAGACGUCCAGAUGACAGAGCGGCACACUAAAGAGGAGGACGCUGCUUCUUAGAGGAGUUCUCAUAGAAUGAUUGUUCACUGAAAACCCGACACCUUUUCAAACGGCUGUAGUUGAACCCUGAAAUGUUAGAGGAGCUGGUACUUUGUUGUUGCCCAAUGGGGAAAAUUAAAAAUGUUGCACUAAACAGAAGACGAUGCCUUAAAGUGGCCGGGUUCGUUCACAACUGACUGGUUCCCUUUAACUUUACUGUCCUUCAACACGAGGAAACGUUGGACAUGAGAUGUUAUGAAUAUUGUUUUUUCCUGAUUGACUAUUCACUAGUCUCCAGACAGUAUUUGUCCAAUCAGAGCUGAGCAACCGUAACCAGCUGGUCUGUGAAGCUGCUGGUUUCUAAACGUGGUGAAGCUGUGUGGCAGCAAAAUGUUGAAAGAUUUCAAAGAUUUGAAAAAGAAAAGCUUGAAGCCACAGUGAUUUAGCGAAUGGUCAAUCGGACGUCAAGCAUGUCUCCUGAAAGGAGCUCUUUAAAGUGUACGUGUGAAUAUUACACAUUCUCAACCUGCUGCAUGAAGUGAUGACGUGAUGGUUUCCUACUGGGACGCGAUUAAGUGGAUUAGAAACUUUCUCCUGUUGGUUCGUGGUCGUUUUGAAUGCGACGGACAAACUGCUUCACUGAAUAACUGAUAUUUCUAAACCUUUUUUUUUUUUAGUCCUUCCACUGCCACUGGCCAAACGGAAACUUGAAGCCGUUCAUGUGCCUGAGUUGUUAAAGUUGGUCUGUUUGUACUUUAGUGUUUAUGGACACGGAAGAAAAGACAUGACCAUCAGUGCUAAUCCUCAAAAUGCUGUUCUAUCAAUGCACUUUAACUUCUGUUCACAUGCGUUUCUGUACUAGUGAAUAUUUUUUAAUCUGUGUAGAUUUUUAUCUUCAGUGUUUGCUUUGAAGUCUUUGUUGCACAAAACAGGAUUUUAACUUGAAUAGAUGCACGUUUGCGACAAAUGUACGGAUUCAAUUUACAGUUAUUGCCUUUUUUCUACUGAAGCCAAUUAAAUGUUCCUCUGACUUC
Molecule: messenger RNA, 3783 nt
Organism: Hippoglossus stenolepis (Pacific halibut)
Lineage: Eukaryota; Metazoa; Chordata; Actinopteri; Pleuronectiformes; Pleuronectidae
Product: choline transporter-like protein 2
Exons: 22
Coding region: 575-2770 (731 amino acids)
Biological process (GO): transmembrane transport; choline transport
Cellular component (GO): membrane
Molecular function (GO): choline transmembrane transporter activity
Source: RefSeq, a predicted model, not a curated record